GGCGCGGCUGCUAAAUUUAAGGGUGUUGAACUCUGUAGAGCGAAGGAGCGGUGUGUGAUCGGUUCAUGCUCAAAUAGAUUUACAGCAAGUUUUAUCGGCAAAAAGUUUGCCAAAAUGUCGAAUGCGAAGGAAAAGCAAUUGGGGUUACAUAAAGUGAUCAUGGUCGGCAGUGGUGGGGUUGGAAAGUCUGCACUUACCCUGCAGUUCAUGUAUGAUGAGUUUGUUGAAGAUUACGAGCCCACCAAAGCCGACAGUUAUAGGAAAAAAGUUGUUUUAGACGGAGAAGAGUGUCAAAUAGACAUUUUAGACACAGCAGGACAGGAAGAUUAUGCUGCUAUACGUGAUAAUUAUUUUCGGAGCGGGGAAGGAUUUCUUUGCGUGUUCUCAAUCACUGAACCAGAGUCAUUUGAAGCGACAUCAGAAUUUAGAGAGCAGAUUCUUCGCGUGAAGGGAGACGACGAACAUAUACCUUUCUUGCUGGUUGGAAACAAGGCUGAUUUAGAAGAUAAACGGCAAGUAACAGCCGACGAAGCUCAGUCAAAGGCGAAGGAGUGGAACGUAGCUUUUGUUGAAACGUCAGCUAAAACAAAAGCGAACGUUGACAAAGUAUUCUUUGAUCUUAUGAGGGAAAUUAAAUCGCGGAAAGAGGACGGCUUGAAACCAGUGAAGGACAAUAAAAGAAAAAAGAAAAAGAAGUGUGUAAUUUUGUAAAUCUAUGGCCAACUUUCUUGAAAUAUUGUAAAUUCGUAUGCGAACUUUGUAUCUGUGACCUAGUUCUUUACCUACUCCUUCAUGAAGGGGUGGUCGACUGUGGAAACUACUACUUUCUUCCCUGUUGAAAUAUUGUUAUAUUUUCAACCUGGUACUUAACGAGUUUGAAACUGGUCAAAGGAGAAUAUGUUAAUGUUGUGUAUUACAUUGAAUACAUUUAUUUUCUAGGAAGAAAUUCAUCUUGAUUUAUCUUUAAAUUUCCAAGUUACCAGUAAAUUUUUCUCCUAUUACACAGGAGGAUUCUGGCGAUGAAAUUAGGAAUGAUUUGACUUGACAGCCUUGGUCAUCAUCAUGUAUUCUCAAAAAAAAAUUCAGGGCAUUAGUUGUAUUGCUGAGAAAAAGUACCAAAUUAAAAGAGCUUGAACUGAGAGUAUUGAGAUGAAUAUGAAGACAGUUUUCAAUUAUUGUGUUACGAAGUGUUCAUAAAUAACAGUGACAUUGUAAAUAAUUUUUGUUGUCUUGAAUUGCAAAUUCAAAUCAUAGACUCGAGACAUUUUAGUUUUUUAACACACUGUGGCAGACCACUUAAUGUCAUUUAGCUUACUGUUGCAACUGAAUCAUGGCAUCUUGUUGGAAUUAAACCAGUUUGUCAUUUCAAUGUA
Molecule: messenger RNA, 1373 nt
Organism: Pocillopora damicornis (cauliflower coral)
Lineage: Eukaryota; Metazoa; Cnidaria; Anthozoa; Scleractinia; Pocilloporidae
Product: ras-related protein Ral-A
Biological process (GO): signal transduction
Cellular component (GO): membrane
Molecular function (GO): GTPase activity; GTP binding
Source: RefSeq, a predicted model, not a curated record